AUGAUUUGCACCAGAGUUUCCAACAUUUCUAGGUUAUUAGGCCUGAGACUGAAUCAAAAUGCGGUUGCCAGGAGAGCAUUCACAGCUUCGACUUCCCUAAGAGCCAAUACACUGAUGGAAACAAGUGGGUUUUCAGAAACACAACUGGAGGUUCGAGAAGCCAUUGCCAAAAUUUGCUCAAAAUAUCCUGAUGAAUAUUGGGCGAAGCGUGAUGAAACUGGUGAAUAUCCUCACGAUUUACAUCGUGAUCUAGCAAAGGGUGGAUGGAUCGGCAUUGCCCUUCCGGAAGAACUUGGAGGAUCGGGUCUUGGAAUCUCAGAAGCCACGAUGCUUUUGCAGACCAUAUCUGAGAGCGGUGGAGGCAUGGCUGGUGCCCAAAACGUUUAUGCUACCCAACCCGUCGCGAAAUUUGCGACGGCCUCGCAACGUCAAAGAAUGUUACCCAAGUUGAUCGACGGUACCUGGCGAGCGUGUUUUGGAGUCACCGAGCCGAACACUGGUUUGGACACUCUCAAGCUCAGAACCCGAGCUACGCGUGAAGGCGAUACUUACAAAAUAUCGGGUCAGAAAAUAUGGAUUUCCUCAGCACAGGUCGCGACAAAGAUGGUGCUGUUGGCUAGAACUACUCCAUUGGGAGAAGUGACAAAGCCUUCUGAAGGGUUAUCCCUUUUCUUCAUCGAUUUCGAUCCUAAACAGCCCGGUCUCGAACUCAAGAAAAUCAAAAAGAUGGGCGGGCGUGCUAUUGAUGCAAACGAAGUUUUCUUCGACAAUUACAUUGUCGAUAGUGAUUCAUUAAUCGGCAAAGAAGGGCAAGGUUUCAAAAUUGUACUCCAUGGCAUGAACGCUGAACGAUGUCUCUUGGCAGGCGAAGCACUAGGUCUCGGGUAUGCUGCCUUGUACCGAGCUUCCCAGUAUGCAAAAGAAAGAAUCGUUUUCGGCCGGCCUAUAGGUAUGAAUCAAGGUAUUCAGCAUCCAUUGGCCGACGCAUACAUGCACCUCGAAGCCGCAAAGUUGGCAACUUAUCAUGCUGCGAAAUUGUAUGAUAGCUCGACAACGGAUGAGACAAUAACCCAGGCAGCUGUUGGUGUUGCGUGCAACAGUGCAAAGUAUCUAGCAGCUGAAGCAGCCUUUACUGCCUGUGAAAGGAGCGUGUUAAGUUUGGGCGGUAUGGGCUAUGCCCAGGAAUAUCAUGUUGAGAGAUACUUGAGAGAGUGCUUUGUUCCAAGAAUUGCACCAGUUUCAAGGGAAAUGAUCAUGAAUUAUGUUGGAGAGAAGGUUCUUGGCCUGCCUAGAAGUUACUGA
Messenger RNA from Botrytis fragariae, 1302 nucleotides. RefSeq names its product putative acyl- dehydrogenase protein. Lineage: Eukaryota; Fungi; Ascomycota; Leotiomycetes; Helotiales; Sclerotiniaceae. Gene Ontology annotation, molecular function: flavin adenine dinucleotide binding; acyl-CoA dehydrogenase activity. Bases 1 to 1302 code for a protein of 433 amino acids. The transcript has 3 exons. The record is from RefSeq and is a predicted model, not a curated record.